UGUGUUAAUGAGGAAUCAAUGAAUUCAAUUAAAGUGUAUAUAAAUGUUCGCUAUCCGCAAUAGUUAACUUUUUUAAAAAUUAGUUCUGUAUUACUGAUCCAAGAGACUCAGUCAAGCUAAAACAGUUUAUCGAGUAAGAUUGUAGUUUUUUACACCAACUAAAAGUGAAAAUAAAUAUACUGAGAAUAAUAAGUAUAUAAACCAGUUGUGAGGCCACGUGAUUGUAAAUUCAAAUUCACUUUCACUCGUUCUCAAGUUCAAUAUCUACUUCAUAAAAGUUUAUCAUUCGACAAAGUGACAUAAGAAGAAAUAAUAAGCAAAAAUAGUGAAUAGUUGAAGUAGUUAUUAUUAAUAAUGACGACAGUAUAUUCAGCAGCUGAAGUUGCAAGUCACGACAAUGAAAAAGAUCUAUGGAUGAUAAUACACGGCGGAGUUUAUGACUUGACUAAAUUUUUACAAGAACAUCCUGGAGGCGAGGAAGUUCUUUUGAAUCUCGCUGGACAAGAUGGCACCGUGUGCUUCGAUGAAAUGGGGCACACAGCUGAGGCCGUUUCACUCAGAGAGACCUACAAAAUAGGUGUUAUUGCAGAUGGCGAUGUCGGGGCGCCAUCUCCCAGUUAUUCCAAAAAAGAGCCGACCGUAGAUGACGACAAUUGGGAGUAUGAAGAAACUAAAGAAGAAACCUCUACUUUGCCAUAUUUGUUCACCGGUUUGCUGGUACUCAUUUAUGCAUUUAUAUAUUAUUAUGUUUUAUGAAAAAACUUAUCUUAUCGCUGAUAUAUUUAUUUGUAAACGCAGUUAUCAAUAAUCAAUCAAUUUAUAAUUCAUUUA
Messenger RNA from Cotesia glomerata, 831 nucleotides. Its product is annotated as cytochrome b5-like. Gene Ontology annotation, cellular component: intracellular membrane-bounded organelle; membrane. Gene Ontology annotation, molecular function: heme binding. Bases 355 to 756 code for a protein of 133 amino acids. The record is from RefSeq and is a predicted model, not a curated record. The transcript has 2 exons. Lineage: Eukaryota; Metazoa; Arthropoda; Insecta; Hymenoptera; Braconidae.